Molecule: messenger RNA, 2298 nt
Organism: Knipowitschia caucasica
Lineage: Eukaryota; Metazoa; Chordata; Actinopteri; Gobiiformes; Gobiidae
Source: the annotation of a GenBank genome assembly
AUGGUAGUGGCAGUGCCCCUUCUGAACGUUAGAGAAAGCCAUGGUCUGCAUCUGAGAGCGGCAAGAACAUACGGCCUCAACGCGGCGUGCUCAUUGUGCCGUCCUCAUCGCCUGGCUGUGGCCGUCAUCCAUCUACUACAUACACUCAAGUCAGUGCCAGCCGACCACACGACGACCCACUCGACGACCACACGCCGACCACACAACGACCACAGGCCGACCACACGUCGACCACACGACGACCACACGCCGACCCACACCCGACGACCACACGAGACACAUGCCGACCACACGACUACACAAGACGACCACAACACACGACGCACGCGGCCACACCACACGACCCCACGCCGACCCACACGACGACCCACCAAGCCCGACACACACGACCACACUCGACGACCACAAGCCGAGCAUACGACAACCACAUCAACGACCACUAGCCGACCACACACGACCACAAGCCGACCAACGACGACCACUCCUCCCCUGAGCCUCGUACGAUCCACACAACGGAUACCACUCGCGCAGAACCACACGCCGACCCACCUGGCCGACCACACACCAACCACACGACGCACUCAACGACGGACCACAAGACCGUACCGACACGACGACAUCCACCGCGACGACACACUGAGCGACCACACGCCACGUACCAACACUGCCGACCACCACGGAGUCCGACACAUGGUCCGUAACUCAACGCCGAACCACACUGCCCUGCGACAGGUCGGUACCGAAGAGGCCUAUGAGGGAGGGCAGGGGGGAGGGGUGGGGGGGGGGGGGGGGGGGGGGGGGGGGGGGGGGGGGGGGGGGGGGGGGGGGGGGGGGGGGGGGGGGGGGGGGGGGGGGAUUGGGGGGGGGGGGGGGGGGGGGGGGGGGGGGUGGGGGGGGGGGGGGGGGGGGGGGGAGGGGGGGGGGGGGGGGGGGGGGGGGGGGGAGGGGGUGGGGGGGGGGGGGGGGGGGGUGGGGGGGGGGGGGGGGGGGGGGGGGGGGGGGGGGGGGGGGGGGGGGGGGCGGGGGGGGGGGGGGGGGGGGGGGGGGGGGGGGGGGGGGGGGGGGUGGGGGGGGGGGGGGGGGGGGGGGGGGGGGGGGGGGGGGGGGGGGGGGGGGGGGGGGGGGGGGGGGGGGGGGGGGGGGGGGGGGUGGGGGGGGGGGGGGGGGGGGGGGGGGGGGGGGGGGGGGGGGGGGGGGGGGGGGGGGGGGGGGUGGGGGGGGGGGGGGGGGGGGGGGGGGGGGGGGGGGGGGGGGGGGGGGGGGGUCGGGGGGGGGGGGGGGGGGGGGGGGGGGGGGGGGGGGGGGGGGGGGGGGGGUGGGGGGGGGGGGGGGGGGGGGGGGGGGGGGGGGGGGGGGGGGGGGGGGGGGGGGGGGGGGGGGGGGGGGGGGGGGGGGGGGGGGGGGGGGGGGGGGGGGGGGGGGGGGGGGGGGGGGGGGGGGGGGGGGGGGGGGGGGGGGGGGGGGGGGGGGGGGGGGGGGGGGGGGGGGGGGGGGGGGGGGGGGGGGGGGGGGGGGGGGGGUGGGGGGGGGGGGGGGGGGGGGGGGGGGGGGGGGGGGGGGGGGGGGGGGGGGGGGGGGGGGGGGGGGGGGGGGGGGGGGGGGGGGGGGGGGGGUGGGGGGGGGGGGGGGGGGGGGGGUGGGGGGGGGGGGGGGGGGGGGUGGGGGGGGGGGGGGGGGGGGGGGGGGGGGGGGGGGGGGGGGGGGGGGGGGGGGGUGGGGGGGGGGGGGGGGGGGGGGGGGGGGGGGGGGGGGGGGGGGGGGGGGGGGGGGGGGGGGGGGGGGGGGGGGGGGGGGGGGGGGGGGGGGGGGGGGGGGGGGGGGUGGGGGGGGGGGGGGGGGGGGGGGGGGGGGGGGUGGGGGGGGGGGGGGGGGGGGGGGGGGGGGGGGGGGGGGGGGGGGGGGGGGGGGGGGGGGGGGGGGGGGGGGGGGGGGGGGGGGGGGGGGGGGGGGGGGGGGGGGUGGGGGGGGGGGGGGGGGGGGAGGGGGGGGGGGGAGGGGGGGGGGGGGGGGGGGGGGGGGGGGGGGGGGGGGGGGGGGGGGGGGGGGGGGGGGGGGGGGGGUGGGGGGGGGGGGGGGGGGGGGGGGGGGGGGGGGGGGGGGGGGGGGGGGGGGGGGGGGGGGGGGGCGGGGGGGGGGUGGGGGGGGGGGGGGGGGGAGUGGGGGUGGGGGGGAGGGGAGGGGGGGGGGUUUGGGGGGGGGGGGGGGGGGGGGGGGGUUUGGUGGAGAGGGGGGGAGGGGGGGGGUGGUUUGGUGGAGAGGGGGGGGGGGGGAGUGGUUUCCAGUUGGUGCUACGGCUAA